ACGUAAAAUUAACAUCGAAUGUUUUCAAUGUUUUUAUUUGAGAUAAAGGGUAUUUAACUUCAUUCAGUGGCAAUCUUCCAUUUAAUAAUCACUAACUACUUUCACAUACACAUAGCUUAGAGUUAGCGUGAAAAUAAUCUACUGAUACGUCUUACAUGGUGAAAAUGAUUUACUUUAUCAAACAAAUCACUGUUUGACUCUACAAACUUUUGGCAUAAUUAAAGAAACCGACUAGUAAUGACUAUAUUGAUACCAGGUAAUGCAUAAAACCAUGUUAAAUCAAUUAGUUCAUUUGAAAUCCGCUAAACCAGUAUGCAUUAUUCUUGUAUUGACCGUACUUCUCUCAUUGAAUUUAAUCAAGCAGAAAGUACUUACAUUUAACAGACUAUACAAGAGAAAAAACUAAAAAAGAAAAAAAAAAAAUACAACCCGGAAAAGGAAAACCAACGAGGCUCUUUACUUUUGACAGGCACCGAAGCGUGUGGCGGGGUUAAAGUAGUUUUCUAUUGCCCCUCCUCCUUUUCUAACGUGAAAGACGUGCGGUAAAGAUAGAAAAAAAAUGUGCGAAAAGAAAAAGUUGACAUUAUUUAAACUAAGUGUAAAUAAAAUAGCGAUACAAAUAUUUGAAUGUUUACUUUAAACAAAACACGUUAUUAAUAAUGCAUGAUUACCUAACACAAUAAAGUACAACCUGGCGGUCCAUGUAAUUUAAACUUUCUUUAUGUACAUGUUUAACUUUGUAUUUUCAUGUUGAACACCAACACUUGUUUGAUUUUGGAAUAUGUUGCGAUAUUUCAAGGACCCUCAAUCUCCUAAUGUGCAAGUUGCGGACGGGCUCGCCCAAACUGUUGCGUUAUGCCAGCUAUGUGACAAAAAUCCAAUCAAAUGGAAGUGUGUUGAUUGCUCCGAAUUACUUUGUGUUGAUUGCAAGAAAAUUCACGAACGCGGUAAAGCCACACGGAACCAUCAAAUAUCUGCCGUCAAAGAUCUUAACGAAGAAAUUCUUGAGAAUUCGGUUUUCAAUUUGGAGUGCACUUUACAUCAUUAUGCAUGCUCCAUGUACUGUGUCACGUGUAAUCAGUGUGCUUGCGCAAACUGUGUUACUGACAAUCAUUCCGGACAUACAUUCCAAGAUCUGAAAGCACUGUUAGUCAAGAAGAGGAAAGAAUUAAAAACAGUUCUUAACGAUUUAGAAUCAAGGUUUAUCCCAGAAACCCAACAGAGAAUUGACUCUUUACCGGCGCAUAUUCGCGCGCACGAAAAAAACAUAGAAGGUUUAAAAUUACAAAUGGAAAAGAGAGCAAGUUCGAUAAAAUUAGCUGUAGAUGAAUGCUUAAAACACCACUAUGCAGAGCUUUAUAGAUAUUCGGAGGACAGAAUAAACAAGUUCUCAGGACAUAAAGUCAACUUAUCACAACAAAUGAAAGAACUGAAAGAAAGCCAAAUAAAAUUGAGAAAACUUAUUCAGCCGAAUAGUUCUUCUGAUGUCGCAAUCCUACUAACGUCCACAAUUAAUAUACGACCACCGGAAGCUACCGAAAUAGCACAUGUCGAGUUUUCGUCUGGAAAUCUGACCGAGAAUGAUAUACAGCGGGAAUUCGGAUCGCUCGGAUUUAGUAGAAGGAUUGAAAGACAGCAAACGUUCAAUGUCGAAAGUACUAAUGCUACACCCAAAAUUGAUAAUCCGGUCCUGAAUGCAGUUCAACAAACUGAUGACGUUGUGCAAAUUAACGUUCCACGAAUUGACAAUGUAGUUAAGUCGUCAAGGUUAACUAAUGGACUAGAGCUCAAAACCUUAAAUACAAGUUUGUCUUCUGUUACAUCGAUUUGUGUAUCUAAAAACGAUACAUUAUGGGUAGGCUGUGCAUGUAGCAGGCGAUUAGAACUUAUCAAUAACAGUGAACGCGCUCGAGAUUUGCCACCUGUUAUGACAAAUGUUUUAGGAUUCUCUUUGGCCGGGAAUGGUGAUCUUUUCAUUACGGACUUUGAUAAUUGUAAAUUGCGCAGACGUGAAUAUCCUUCAGGAAAAUUGACACUGGUUAAGGAUUUUAAACCUCAAAAUCCGGUUUCUGUUUACGCUGAUCUGCAGGAAAAUUGCAGUAUGAUCUAUGUCGGCCUUAUUGACUCCGCCCGAAAAUUGACCGACGACUACAAAAAUAUUAAAGGAAGUGUUGUGAUGAUUUCUUCGAACGGUGAAGUGAAAAACACGUUUGGAAAUGGUCAGCCAAUAGAGUUUACUGUGCCCAACAGAAUUACUGUCAGUGUGUGUUCUAACAGUUUACUGGUGAUAGACUCUACCACACCAGAGAGUGGGCGGAUAAUAUCUCUUUCGAAAUCUGGCAACAUACAAUUUACCUACAACCCAAUCCAGAACAACACGUUGAACUUGUUCAAUCCAACAGACCUUAUCUGUACGUUACAUGGGCAGAUUUUUAUCUGUGAUGUUGGCAAUGACCUUCUACAUAUCCUUGAUCAUAACGGUCUACUCGACCACUACAUUGAUACAAAGUCUUGUGGAAUAGAACGUCCAUGGAGUUUGGCUUUGUAUGGUGACCGAACUCUUUUUAUCGGAACUUUUACUUACAAAGGAAGAAAAAGGUCAAAGGAAACACAGAAAGGGGUGGUAUAUAUAGUUACGGACUUUAAUAGUAAUGGAUAAAGUUAAACCUUAGGACUAGAAAUAUAGUAUGCAUUUCAAUUCAUUUAUUUUCAAGAAAAAUGUUUAACUUCGCAAUAUGUAUGUACGUUUCGAUAAUAAAUUUUAUCAGCC
This is a messenger RNA of Mytilus californianus (California mussel), 2770 nucleotides long. RefSeq lists its product as uncharacterized. NCBI's taxonomy places the organism in Eukaryota, Metazoa, Mollusca, Bivalvia, Mytilida, Mytilidae. Gene Ontology annotation, molecular function: zinc ion binding. The record is from RefSeq and is a predicted model, not a curated record. Bases 782 to 2659 code for a protein of 625 amino acids. The transcript has a single exon.